GUUCCCUUCAGAUUUAUCUGAUUCUAUAUCACAUCCUUACAAACGAUGCGUUUCUACUUCGUCCUCCCGGUUGUUGCUGCUUUGACAGCGUCAAUAUCUGCUAGUCCCAUUGACGGCCGCAACGACGCUGACACCAGCAACGCUGACACCAGCGAUGCUUGUCGCCUCUAUUGCAACUGGGAUCCCUGCUGCAGGGAACAAAAAUGCAUCUUGUCAGGCGCUGUGAGUACAAGUGGCUAUGUGAGUACGACUAGUUCGCGUCCUGGAUUUAACCGUGACUCACCGGCAUGCUAGUACAUCUGGAUAUGUGUGGAAAAAGUGGUUUCUUGCCGAGUUGAUCAAUGCGCAUGCUUCUGAACAAAUUUCACUGCCGCUCGAGCGAUGGAUAUCUUGGAAUAGAGUGUGUCUCAAACAAGUACUUGGAUACAUAGCAUAUGACUGAACUACUUGCAAUGCAGUUUUGUAGUCUCGUUGCAAGCUUGAACCUAGAAGUCCUCAUGACAGUGUCAGGUGGGUACGAUCAUAGACAGCACGCUGAAACUGAUACACUCAUAGCUA
Molecule: messenger RNA, 558 nt
Organism: Suillus paluster
Lineage: Eukaryota; Fungi; Basidiomycota; Agaricomycetes; Boletales; Suillaceae
Exons: 2
Coding region: 46-294 (82 amino acids)
Source: RefSeq, a predicted model, not a curated record